Molecule: messenger RNA, 1777 nt
Organism: Olea europaea var. sylvestris
Lineage: Eukaryota; Viridiplantae; Streptophyta; Magnoliopsida; Lamiales; Oleaceae
Exons: 7
Coding region: 116-1375 (419 amino acids)
Biological process (GO): negative regulation of DNA-templated transcription
Cellular component (GO): nucleus
Molecular function (GO): transcription corepressor activity
Source: RefSeq, a predicted model, not a curated record
GACUGUAACCAAACGCCUCCAAAUCUACUCGCACGCCGCGGCGGACCCACAAGCUUAGAAGAAAUUAGGAAUUUGGGACACAAGCAAACAGUUCAAUAGCAUUCACAGUUCGAUAAUGGAAGACGAAGAAGGGGGAAGGUUCAAAUUGAGCAAGAGAUUUUCAGACAAAGAAGGAGAGGUUGAUUACAGGACCAAGGCCGGUACCGCAUGGUCACACUCGUUCCUCAACCAGAAACCAUGGCACCCUCUUUCAUAUCCCAAUCAGCGUCGCAAGUGGAUCGCCGAGCAAACCCACGCCCAGAAACAGCGCCGCACGGAGGAGGUCUCCCGCGAGUAUGCUCAAGAGCAGGAUUUUUUUCGGCAGACUGCGCUUAUCUCCAAGAAAGAGAAAGAAAAGUUGGAGAUGAUGAAAGCUGUAAGCUUUAUGUAUGUAAAACCUCCUGGUUACAAUGCGGAGAGUGCAAAAGCUGCAGAGAUGGUGGUUGAGGGAAAGAAGCAGGACCAAAGUAUUAGUGCCUCUGAGGAGCCAUCUCUUGCUGGAGCCUCAUCAUCAGUGAUGACAGAGUCUAUGCCCUCUGCUCAGGAGAAAAAGAAACCAAGGCCAAAAGAUGUAUUUGGCCGCACUUUACCAACAGAAGAACAAUUUGAAGUCCUUAAAAAUGCUCCAAGGUUAGAAACUGGUGCUCCUGCCAGGGUGAAACCCUUUGGAGUCGAGAUACGGAAUGUGAAGUGUCUGAGAUGUGGAAAUUUUGGUCACCAAAGUGGCGAUCGUGAAUGUCCAUUGAAAGAUGCUAUAAUGCCUAAUGAGGAGAAUCGAUUGAAAAGAGAUGAUCCUUUGACUGCUAUACUGGCUCAAACCAAUCCUAGCGAGCCUCUAAAGUGGGAGCUGAAACAGAAGCCCGGUAUGAGCCCUCCUCAUGGUGGAUUCAAUCCUGAAGACCCCAAUCAGCAGAUAGUUGCCGAGGACAUUUUCGAUGAAUAUGGAGGGUUCCUGGGCGGGGUCGAUCUACCUGAGUUGCUGACCAACUUUUCUUCAAGCAAACCCAAGAAGAAGUCAGGUAAGAGCAAGCACAAGAGGUCAUUGCCAUCUAGUCCGGAAUCGGGUGAUCAUCGAGAAAGAGGGUCAUCUUCUUUUGCUGAUAAGUUGAGAAGAUCAAAGAAGAAACACAAGAGAAGCAAGCAAAAACAUUCCGAGUCGAGUUCGUCAGAGAGUUCAGAUGAUGGUAGGUAUCAGAAGAGGAGCAGAAGACGCAGGCAUCAUCAUUCAAGCUCUUCUGAGGUUUCAGACUCGGGUAAGCAGCAUACAAGUAAACACCGCCAUCGCCAUCCCCAUCCCCAUCCCCAUCGCCAUCACCAUAGGCAUCGGCAUCAGUGAAAUAGCUCUAAUUCUUCAUCUGAUCGAUCGUCUCCAACGUUAUCCUUUUCCGUAACAGCAGAGGAAAUUGAAGAAAAAGGCUAUUUGUUUCUUACGUGCUGAAGAGAUCCUCGAUGGCUAAUAUUGUGUAUCUUGACUUUCAUUUCUUAUUUAAGGGUAGGAAAAGAAAAGGUUCUUGAUAUUAUUGGGCGUCUCUUGUGCAUCUUUAGUUGUUGUGUGCCCAUAAAUUUGCCAAAAUUAGUCAUGAUCCAAAAUUCAUACAGGUCCUUUGUAGAAACUCGUUAUUUCGAAAUAUUCUAGGGAUGAUUUUUAGGAAAGAAACGCAUUACUCUUUGUAUUAUCGUUUAAAAUACACUUUUUGUUAAUAUUUCUUUAUGUUAAGAUGUUCACUUGCACAAAAAA